Messenger RNA from Penicillium paradoxum, 603 nucleotides. RefSeq names its product palmitoyltransferase YKT6. Gene Ontology annotation, molecular function: SNAP receptor activity. Gene Ontology annotation, cellular component: Golgi apparatus; membrane. The transcript is spliced from 6 exons. Lineage: Eukaryota; Fungi; Ascomycota; Eurotiomycetes; Eurotiales; Aspergillaceae. Gene Ontology annotation, biological process: endoplasmic reticulum to Golgi vesicle-mediated transport. The coding region runs from base 1 to 603 and encodes 200 amino acids. The record is from RefSeq and is a predicted model, not a curated record.
AUGAAGAUUCUUUAUAUGGGCGUUUUCCGGAAUGACACCCAGCCAGCUCUCCAGCUAUGCGGGGAAAAGGACCUCAGCAGCUUUUCGCGCUUUACCCGUCAGAACUAUGAUGAAUUCUUGAUGCUUUUCAACAAGACAGUCGCCGAGAGGACAAAGCCAGGCCAACGACAGGACAUUGAAGAAAAGGCCUAUACCUUCCACGCUUACGGCCGGACCGAGGGUGUUGCCGGCGUUAUCGUUACCGACGGGGACUACCCUGCCCUAGUGGCGCACCAGCUUUUGGGCAAGAUCGUAGAUGAGUUCCUUGCCAAAUACCCGCGCACUGCAUUCUCCGAUCCCUCCUUGCGCGACAAUGCGUGCCCUAUGCCGCAGCUCAAAGACUACAUCGCCAAGUAUCAGGAUCCAAGCCAGGCCGACAGCAUUAUGAAGAUCCAGCAGGAGCUUGAUGAGACUAAGAUUGUUCUUCACAAGACGAUUGAGAGUGUCUUGGAGCGUGGUGAGAAGAUCGACUCAUUGGUCCAGAAGAGUGAUGGACUGUCAGCUCAGAGCAAGAUGUUCUAUACCCAGGCCAAGAAACAAAACUCUUGCUGCAUUUUGAUGUAA